Messenger RNA from Tarenaya hassleriana, 891 nucleotides. RefSeq lists its product as uncharacterized. Bases 1 to 891 code for a protein of 296 amino acids. The record is from RefSeq and is a predicted model, not a curated record. NCBI's taxonomy places the organism in Eukaryota, Viridiplantae, Streptophyta, Magnoliopsida, Brassicales, Cleomaceae. The transcript has a single exon.
AUGAAAGACCUCGCCGGAAAGUUUAUCAGAUGCAGAAUUGGUAAUGGAAACAUGGCAUCUUUCUGGUUCGAUAAUUGGACUGACCUAGGACCUUUGCUUGAUUAUAUUGGUAGUGAUGGCCCUAGGCUGCUAAGGAUCCCUCUAAGUGGAAAGGUCAGUGAUGCUGUCUCGGGACAGAGCUGGUUGUUACCAGGUGCGCGAUCUCAAAGGAUCAAAGACCUUCACAUAAGACUUCUAACACUACCAGCACCAAGUCAAGCUGCAGGUGAAGACAUAUAUGAGUGGAAAUCAGCGGAAAACGUGUACACUCAGAAGUUCUUAGCAUCAAGCACAUGGAAGCUACUUCGAGAAGUAUCACCACAAGUGGACUGGGCAAAGUUGGUAUGGUUUAAGCAAGCGAUACCAAGGUACUCAUUUGUCCUUUGGAUGGUGAUGCAGGGUAGGAUGCCAACACGCGAUAGAUUGCUCAGGUGGAAUAUUAUACAGAAUUCAACUUGUGUCCUAUGUAAUGAGGAAGAGGAAUCACACGACCACCUCUUCUUUCAAUGUCGUUUUAGUGCUGAAACAUGGCAGGAACUCGCAUCGAAGAUUUGGAGAAACCCGCCAGCAAACCUCUCAAUGUGCCUCUCUUGGAUGGAAGCAAUCCCACAGUCUGAUGGUCUCAAGCGAAACAUUCUUCUAAAAAUUCUCAUACAGCACGCUGUUUACGAGGUAUGGAAGGAGCGGAAUUCCCGCAUCUUUUCAAAUGUCUUUGCAACUUCCCAUGUCAUGCGCUCACGUAUCGAUCAAUCAGUCAGAACCACCCUCCUGUCGCUGCAACAGGUUCGAGAAAGUGAAAGCAACAUUUUGCUUCAAAACUGGUACUCACUUCUACUGUAUGCCAUGGCGUAG